AUAGCUAUAUCAAAGAAAUAAGAAAAACUCAUUUUUUUUAUUAUUUAAUUUACUAAUAAAAAGUGUUAUAAUAAUCCUCGAUGAUGAAACACUCAAAUACCAGUUAAUAUCAAUCCUUAAAAUCAAUUACAAAAUCAAUUGUUAGAUACAAAAAAAUGUUCCGCCGUUUUUUCGCAACAUUCGUCGAUCAACAGAUCACAGCUGCAUCCUCGCCCGAUUUUAUCUUUAACACACCAAAAAUCGCACAAACCUUCAAUUCUCCCGGUUUGGAGAGUCUAUCAUGGUUAUACUCGCAUACGCCUUGUUUUCCCCUCCGAGGUGAUCAAAUCUCUAUUAUCCACGAACCUAGCAAAUUCUAUGAUACUCUGAUUCAGAAAUCAGCUGAAGCCAAGGACAGAAUUGUCCUUGCCAGUUUAUAUCUUGGAACUGGCAAUCUUGAAGCCAAUUUUGUCCAAACAAUUAAAACAAAUUUGCAAAAAAAUGACUCGUUAAGAGUUAAUGUCCUUUUGGACUUUACACGUGGAACGCGUGGCGAAGUCAAUUCGAAAACAAUGCUCAUGCCUCUGCUAACCGAAUUCAAUCGAAAUGUAUCGUUGUCAAUGUAUCAUACGCCGGAUUUGCGAGGAAUGACAAAAAGGUUCGCUCCACCUCGGUGGAACGAGCUUCUUGGCUUGCAACAUAUGAAAAUCUACCUAUUUGACAAUUCGGUUAUGAUUAGUGGAGCUAAUUUGUCGAAUGAUUAUUUUACAAAUCGACAAGAUCGAUAUAUUUUAAUUGAAGAUAAGAAUUUGGCUGAUUUCUAUGCCAAGUUGAUAUCGAAAGUUCAAGAAUUUAGUUUAUUAGUUCGGGAAGAUGCAGAAGUUGAAUUGCAUAAAAAUUGGUCAGUUUUGCCUUAUGAAGGUGACAAGGAAACAUUUAUGAAUACAGCGAAACAAAGAGUUGCGGAUUUCUUUCAGGAUACGUUUAGUAAACAAAAAACGAUUUUGGAGGAAUCAUCGGACGCGGACACAUGGAUCUUCCCACUAAUCGAAAUGGGCCAAAUUGGUAUUCAUCACGAUAGUAUUGUAACGAAACAACUGUUUUCUUCCUCCGUUAGUGGAUCCCGACUGAAGUUAGCUACAGGAUAUUUUAAUUUAACUCAAGAAUACAUGGACACAAUCACAAAAAACUGUUUAGCACAAUGUAGUAUCUUAAUGGCACAUCCAAAUGCGAAUGGUUUCCAGGGUGCUAAUGGCCCUGCUGGUAGUAUCCCAGCCGCAUACACUCUAAUAGCUAAACAUUUUUAUGAGAGCUUAGUGCGAGAACAACAAGACCAUCGAGUGAAUUUCUUUGAAUUCGAAAAGGACGGAUGGAGCUAUCAUGCUAAAGGCUUAUGGUAUUAUCUUCCAAAUGCAACUUAUCCUAGUCUAACACUAAUUGGUUCUUCCAACUUUGGAGAACGAUCAGUAAAUCGUGAUCUAGAAAGCCAAGUAUGCCUGGUUACCUCUAAUAAAUCCCUUCAGAGUCGACUUCAAGAAGAGGCUGAUAGAUUAUACAGUUUAGGAUCAACAGCAGAAAAUGAAAUCACCACCCGACCGGUACCGAGAUGGGUGCAGGCUGUCGUUAAGAUAUUUAGAAAUUUCUUUUAGGCAACAUUUCUGAUGUCAAAUUUUAAAGCUUACGUCACAACCCAC
This is a messenger RNA of Episyrphus balteatus (marmalade hoverfly), 1673 nucleotides long. It is a transcript of the gene PGS1, whose product is annotated as CDP-diacylglycerol--glycerol-3-phosphate 3-phosphatidyltransferase, mitochondrial. Gene Ontology annotation, biological process: cardiolipin biosynthetic process. The transcript is spliced from 5 exons. Gene Ontology annotation, molecular function: CDP-diacylglycerol-glycerol-3-phosphate 3-phosphatidyltransferase activity. Lineage: Eukaryota; Metazoa; Arthropoda; Insecta; Diptera; Syrphidae. Gene Ontology annotation, cellular component: mitochondrion. The record is from RefSeq and is a predicted model, not a curated record. Bases 156 to 1628 code for a protein of 490 amino acids.